UAUCGAAACUACACAUGGUUUUGGAUUCCAAUCAUUGGUCCACUGACUGGUGGGGUUCUCGGAGCGUGGAUCUAUGAAUUAUUCCUUGGUAUGCAAAUGGUUGAGGUUAUUGAUGAAUUUCAUGCGGUACCGAAACGAUCCAAUCUUGGUGUGUCAAGAGUACAGUCCGAACCGCAGAUGAAUUCAAAUCUCGCUGAUCUGAAGUUGGCUUGCUGA
Molecule: messenger RNA, 216 nt
Organism: Anisakis simplex (herring worm)
Lineage: Eukaryota; Metazoa; Nematoda; Chromadorea; Rhabditida; Anisakidae
Source: the annotation of a GenBank genome assembly